This is a messenger RNA of Manduca sexta (tobacco hornworm), 935 nucleotides long. RefSeq names its product exosome complex component CSL4 (gene Csl4). The record is from RefSeq and is a predicted model, not a curated record. The transcript has 3 exons. Bases 241 to 900 code for a protein of 219 amino acids. Gene Ontology annotation, biological process: RNA processing. Gene Ontology annotation, molecular function: RNA binding. NCBI's taxonomy places the organism in Eukaryota, Metazoa, Arthropoda, Insecta, Lepidoptera, Sphingidae. Gene Ontology annotation, cellular component: cytoplasm; nuclear exosome (RNase complex).
UCAUUUUCAACACAUAAUAGACGAAUUCAGUUCAGAUUGUCACUUGUCAGUGGGUACAAAAUAUUUUUUGUUUAUCAACAACUCUACUCUUUUAAAAUUAUCAUAAAAAAAUUCAUUGUAAUUUCGAGUUUAUGAAAUUUAAUCGGUGUCAUUAGCUAAAUUUAAUGUGAAAUACAUUUCAUAAAGUGCCUUUUUAUCAAGUGUUACUAAAUUUGGUGUAACAUAACCUUAAACGCCAACAUGAAUUUAGAAGAAAAAAUUAAAGAAAUCGGACAAAUAUGUAUUCCUGGUAUGAGAUUGAGCUUGGCGAGUAAAGAAUGUGUUGCUGGACCGGGCACAUACGAGUUACGAGGAUAUAUUUAUGCCACUUUAGCUGGAAUAUUAAAAACUGAGGAAGAUGAGAAGACCAAGGUGAAAGUAAUAUCAGUAGAUAGUCCAAGAACUCCAAGUGUGCUGCCCAAAACAGGUGACAUUGUAACAGCUAAAGUAACAGUAGUGAAUCCACGAGUGGUGCAUUGUGUCAUCAUGUGUGUGGGGCCACUGGUACUUGUCAGGCCAUAUCGAGGAGUAUUGAAAAAGGAGGACAUCAAGUCCACGGAUAAGGACAGAAUUGACCCAUAUAAAUGUUACAGACCCGGUGACAUAAUUCUGGCUAGAGUUCUACCAAUGACUGAGAUUCAUUGGUAUCACCUGUCUACGGCUGAAAACGAACUUGGAGUAGUCAUGGCAACAGCAGAAGGUUCCCCUCAAGGUGUCAGCAUGGUCCCCAUUAGCUGGUCUGAGAUGCAGUGCCCUAAGACUUUGGUUAAAGAACCCAGGAAAGUGGCUAGGGUCAUACCAGAAAAUAUUAACCAUGCUCUUUUCCCAGCGUCUAAUGGGCCAUUAAAAGAGAUUGAAUAAAAUGUGCAUUUUUAAAGGUUUUUUUUUCAGUAAAA